CAUCGAACGGCGCGAUCUGUUCACCUUCAUCGUGUCGGUAAUGCGAAUGGCUGCAAUGUAUACCUUGAGAACGGAGUAUCAAAACAGUUAUAUGCAUUUACUGACCACAGUGUUGAGCAGGAGCUAUGAGAUAUUCACGUAUUUCGUGUGUGUGCACAUUGAGAUUUUGUUCAUGUGCUCUCUCUACAUAUACUACGACGAAGGCGAUUUGGAAUUCCUUGUCAACUGUCUCAUACAGACGAUCAUCUAUAUGUGGACUAUCACCAUGAAGCUCUACUUCCGACGCUUCAGGUACAAUAUGUUGAACGACAUCAUCAGCACUGUCAACGAUAAGCACCAAUUACGUUCGGCGCACGGCUUUACGUAUGUGACCGUUAGGGGAGCGCUGCGACAGUCCAAUCUAUGGAUCAAGAGCUAUGUCUACUGCUGCUUUAUAGGCACUAUUUUCUGGCUGGUGCUGCCCAUAGCAUACCGAGACAGGAGUCUCCCUUUGGGCUGUUGGUAUCCUUUCGAUUAUAAGCAACCGCUUGUCUACGAGUUGGUGUUCUUCCUUCAGGCCGUUGGGCAGAUUCAAGUGGCUGCUGCCUUCGCGUCUUCCAGUGGCUUUCACAUGGUCUUGGGCAUUCUAAUAUCUGGACAAUACGAUUUGUUGAUGUGCAGCCUUAAAAAUAUAUUAGCUACGAGUUAUUUGAAGAUGGGUGCCACUAUGCAAGAGUUAAGCGAGCUCCAGGAGGCACAAUCCGUGUCGGAUGCCGAAGUGAAUCAGUAUAGCUACUCCGUAGAAAUGCAAACGUCGAUGACAGAGCUGAAGCACCAGAAAAGUCUCAGCAACGCUAUGGACUUACCCACUGCCUUCAGGCACUCCCUAACCCGGUGCUUAGAACACCAUCGUUAUAUCAUUAGUGUCCUGGAGAAGAUGGAACGCUUCUACAAUCCCAUUUGGCUAUUUAAGAUCGGCGAAGUCACGUUUCUCAUGUGCCUGGUAGCUUUCGUUUCCACAAAGAGCACAACGGCGAAUUCGAUCAUGCGGAUGGUGUCAUUGGGUCAGUACCUGCUCCUUGUCCUGUACGAGCUCUUUAUCAUUUGCUACUUCGCUGAUGUGGUCUACCAGAACAGCCAGCGAUGCGGCGAAGCUCUCUGGCGCAGUCCUUGGCAGCUGCAUAUGCGCCAGCUGCGAAGUGAUUAUAUUAUUUUCCUUAUUAAUUCCCGUCGCCCGUUUCGUCUGACGGCUGGUAAAAUUUACAAUCUGAAUGUGGACCGCUUUAGGAGUACGAUUACAACGGCUUUCUCCUUCCUCACUCUACUGCAGAAGAUGGAUGCGCGUGGAUAAAGAACGCAAGAUUCGCU
Drosophila mojavensis is the source of this 1347-nucleotide messenger RNA. It is a transcript of the gene Or83a, whose product is annotated as odorant receptor 83a. The record is from RefSeq and is a predicted model, not a curated record. Gene Ontology annotation, biological process: sensory perception of smell; detection of chemical stimulus involved in sensory perception of smell. Gene Ontology annotation, molecular function: odorant binding; olfactory receptor activity. NCBI's taxonomy places the organism in Eukaryota, Metazoa, Arthropoda, Insecta, Diptera, Drosophilidae. The coding region runs from base 41 to 1330 and encodes 429 amino acids. Gene Ontology annotation, cellular component: plasma membrane. The transcript has 4 exons.